Molecule: messenger RNA, 1395 nt
Organism: Menidia menidia (Atlantic silverside)
Lineage: Eukaryota; Metazoa; Chordata; Actinopteri; Atheriniformes; Atherinopsidae
Source: the annotation of a GenBank genome assembly
AUGUUAUCCCAUUCCCGGUGUCUCACCAGGAAUUUUGGCCGUUCCCUCUCUGCCAUCCGCCAGGGGAAUAAUGUGUUAGCCCGCCGGGCCACAGCAGUUCUAUCAGCUAGCCAUCCAGCCACUGUCAACAGCGAUUUAAAAUAUAAUCCCCGAUCCAAUGUCUUCCAAAUCCAGUACUUCAGGACAUCUUCAGCCUACAGGGAUGAAGUUGUCACUGUCAAGACGCCUGCAUUUGCGGAGUCUGUCACAGAGGGGGAUGUGAGGUGGGAGAAAGCUGUUGGAGACACUGUCACUGAAGAUGAGGUGGUGUGUGAAAUUGAGACAGAUAAGACGUCGGUGCAGGUUCCCUCUCCAGCUGCUGGAGUGAUUGAGGAGCUUUUGGUUCCUGAUGGAGGGAAGGUUGAAGGAGGAACUCCACUUUUCAAGCUUAGGAAAGGAGCUGGUGCUCCCAAAGCUGCAGAAGCUCCAAAAGCUGAGGCUCCAGCUGCUGCAGCCCCUCCACCACCUUCUGCUGCACCCCCUUCACCCCCACCUCCUCCUCCUUCAGCUGUAGGCCCCAUCCCCACUACCAUGCCCCCUGUGCCACCCGUGCCAGCACAUGCUAUGGCCACCAAACCAGUUUCAGCCAUCAAGCCCACUGCUGCUCCAUCAGCUUCAGCAGCCCAUGCAGAGGGAGGGGUUAAAGCAGCAAGGACAGAAAGCAGAGUUAAAAUGAACCGCAUGAGACUGAGAAUUGCCCAGAGACUGAAAGAAGCCCAAAACACCUGCGCUAUGUUGACUACGUUUAAUGAGGUCGACAUGAGCAACAUCUCAGAAAUGAGGAAGACUUACAAGGAUGCCUUCCUGAAAAAGCACAACAUCAAGCUGGGCUUCAUGUCUGCGUUUGUGAAGGCUGCUGCUUAUGCGCUAGCCGACCAACCAGCUGUCAAUGGCGUAAUUGAUGACACAACCAAAGAGAUUGUGUACAGGGAUUAUGUUGACAUCAGUGUGGCUGUAGCCACGCCAAAGGGUUUGGUGGUUCCUGUAAUUCGAAAUGUAGAGGGAAUGAACUUUACCGAUAUUGAGAAGGCAAUCAAUCUGUUGGGAGAAAAGGCCCGUAAGAAUGAACUGGCUGUUGAAGACAUGGAUGGAGGCACCUUCACCAUCAGCAAUGGUGGCGUGUUUGGGUCCAUGUUUGGCACACCUAUAAUUAACCCACCGCAGUCGGCUAUUUUAGGCAUGCAUGGCAUCUUCGACAGGCCUGUUGCAGUCGGUGGCAAGGUUGAGAUCCGUCCUAUGAUGUACGUUGCCCUGACAUAUGAUCAUCGUCUGAUUGACGGCAGAGAGGCCGUCACUUUCCUGCGCAAGAUCAAGUCAGUGGUGGAGGAUCCCAGGGUGCUGCUUCUCGAUAUGUGA